UCUUAGGGUGCAUUAUCGGAGUUUCAACAUGCCUUCUAGUGCCUCGCUGCUACUAGUUAUCACAGCUGUCGUCUCACUGGCUGCCCAAGGACUAGCGGCUAAAGACUACUGCACUGUCCAGCGAAACUUGAAAGAGGAAUGGGGAGAAUAUGGUAAACUCUGUCGCUGUAUUUACCCCGAGAGCCUGUCAUACGUCUGGAAUGGUGAAAACCCUUCUGAUGCCAAGCCACAUUGUCUGUACAACGGCUGCCCUGAUUUUGAAAGAAUGUUGUUGAUUUCGGAAGGCGGAACCUUCAUGAAAGAUGGUCGUCCGUGUGUGUGUAAAAAGGGUCACAGCAAGUAUCACACAAAGAGUGUGCUGUACCACGGCGUUUGUGAUGAUCUCGUUGGCGAUAAAUACGAAGUCAUAUUUGAUUAAGAUCAACGCCAACACAGUGAAACUGAAUAGAGUUGCUUUAUGAGUUCUUAUGUGCAUAAUA
Messenger RNA from Liolophura sinensis, 479 nucleotides. RefSeq lists its product as uncharacterized. Lineage: Eukaryota; Metazoa; Mollusca; Polyplacophora; Chitonida; Chitonidae. The transcript has 3 exons. The coding region runs from base 29 to 418 and encodes 129 amino acids. The record is from RefSeq and is a predicted model, not a curated record.